AGAUGUAUGUACAUGUAUGUUAAUAUUUUGUUUAAAUUCAAAAUGAACCUGUCCAAUACAUCUAAAACAUUUAGUCUCAUUAUCGUUUCAGGAAUUGAUCAGUUACAUUAUGUUUCAGGUGUUGUGGGUGAGAGCUGUAUGAAUGUGACUUACACCCAUCAGAGUAUCUGUGCUUUGAAAGGGUCAACAGUGGACAUAUCAUGCUUUUACACACAUCCCAGUUGGCAAAACGUCACAGAAGUAUCCUGGUUCAACAAAUGGAAGUCUGGAGUAACUAAAGACCUGAUCCAGGACUCAGAGUAUGCAGAUCGUGUGGAAUACCAUCGACAAACAGAAAAGGACUCCACCCUGAGAAUCACAGACCUGAGAGAAAGUGAUUCAACUGAGUACAAGUUCAGAUUUACAACUGAUGAAGCCAGAUGGGGGUACAGCUUCCAUGGAACAACUCUGACUGUCACAGGUUUUCAGGUGGAGGUGACUCCUGAACAGUAUUCAGAGUAUAAGACACUGACCUGUAUCACCACCUGUACUCUGACUGACAACCCCAUCUAUAUCUGGUACAAGAACGGACAACAUCUAGAUGAGAGCACCUCCCCCCAGUACAGAGACCCAGUCUCCAGUAACUAUGUAGACAGUUACUCCUGUGCUGUAAAAGGCCAUGAGGAUCUCCUCUCUCCUGCAGUGUGUGUUCAGGGUCAGAGAUGCUACAGAGUGACUUACACCAAGAGGAGAAUCUGUGUCUUGAAGGGGUCAACAGUGGACAUUUCCUGUACUUAUGUUGGUUAUUAUUCCACCACAUCAACAUUCUGGUUUAGAAGUGAUAAGUCGACCCCUGAAGACCUAACCACAGACCCAGGAUAUGCAGGUCGUGUGGAGAACACUGGAACAUACGAAGGUCCCUUCACCCUGAGAAUCACAGAUCUGAGAGAGGAGGACUCAGCUGAGUAUCGCUUCACUUUUAAAACUCACAACUUUGAAUGGGGUCAUAGUUUCCCAGGAACAACUCUGUCUGUCACAGGUCUGAUGGUGAAGGUGACUCCUGCUGCAGAGGGACAGAAGACACUGACCUGUAGCACCACCUGUACUCUGACUGACAACCCCACCUACAUCUGGUACAGGAACGGGAAAUGUCUUGAUGAGCCCACUUCCCAACAAUACUCUAGUAAUACCCUAGUAGUGUUGGGUCAUUCUGUGGACAGUUACUCCUGUACUGUAGAACACCAUGAGGACCUUCACUCUCCUGCAGUGUAUGGCCCAAAGAAUACCUCAGUGUCAGUCAGUCCCUCUGGUGGAAUAGUGGAGGGCAGUUCAGUGACUCUGACCUGCAGCAGUGAUGCCAACCCACCUGUGAACAAAUACACCUGGUACAAGAAGAACGUAACCUCACCAAAAGCAUCAGGACAGAGUUACAGCAUCACUAACAUCAGCUCUGAGGACAGAGGAGAAUAUUACUGUGAGGCUGAGAAUACAAUAUCAUCUAAGAACUCUACAGCUCUGAAGAUCAUUGUAGCAGGGAAACAGAUCUCAGUUCUCACUGCAGCUGUAGGAAUCACAGUGGUUGUUCUGGUUCUCAUCCUCUGUCUCUCUGGACUCAUGUGGUUCAGGAAGAAGGUCUCCACAUCCACCUCCAACACAAGAGACACAGCAGAUGAUGGACAGGGAGACUCUAGUCCAGUGUAUGACAACAUCUCAGGCAUGGUCAUGACCUCUACUGCAGCACAGACAGCAGCCACAGAAGACCAGGAUGAUGUUCACUAUGCCGGCGUCCACUUCUCUAGCUCCAAAAACCAGGAAGUGCCUCUGUACUCCACCGUCCAAGUGCCUCAAACCCAGAAAGAGGAUGAGGAUGUCCAGUACGCUGCUCUGAAAUUCAACCUCCCAAUGCUGCCACCCGCAGCACAAUCAGCUGAGGAGGACUCCUCUGUUCUCUACAGUACAGUCAACAAACCCUGAACCAAGAAGACCUGAACACAACAACCC
Messenger RNA from Salvelinus fontinalis (brook trout), 1980 nucleotides. Its product is annotated as B-cell receptor CD22-like. Bases 7 to 1953 code for a protein of 648 amino acids. Lineage: Eukaryota; Metazoa; Chordata; Actinopteri; Salmoniformes; Salmonidae. The transcript has 9 exons. The record is from RefSeq and is a predicted model, not a curated record.